CUGUUCCCAAAUUUUUUUCAUUUGGCAAGUUUUUUUCUCUCUCUUCUCUCCCUCUCUCUCUCGUACGCUCUUCUCUCCCUCCUCUCUGCCUCAUCUCAUCCACCACCGUAACAUCCACCACAACCCCCACCACCACCUACAAAUCAAUCACUCGUCAGAGGGAGGGGGUGGCCGAGUGUGAGAAGAUUUUCUGGGGAGGGAAGUUCCGGUGAGGAAGAGAGAGUUCCGGCCGUGAUAGAGAGUUCCGGUGGCGUUUCGUGGCGGUGUUUGGCGACGGUGUUUGGCGACGGUGAUGCUUCUUGCUCCUUCGUUCAUCUGGCUCCAUGGAAGAAUAAGGCUCCUUCAGACCUCCACCUUCCUCCAAGCCAGCCAAAUCUGGUGGUGGCAAGCAGAAGAAGAUUCAUUUUUUGUAGACUCAAAUCCAGGUAUAAGUUGUUAUUGCAAACUGAUCAUGCCACAACAACAUCAAAGGAUGACAGAACCUGCCUCUAAUGUGGCAUCUUGCAGUGGAACUGCGAUGGAGAAGUCAUCAAAAGGAUAUUUUAGGAACAUUCAUACAAGUCAUCAGUUUUUACUUUAUCAUUUUAAGAAAAUAUUUAUAUUCUGGAUUCAGUCUAUUAUGCUUCCUAGGAUUUCAGCGUCUAAUUUCGACGUAAAACGUUGUACAGAUAACACUUGCAAUGGCUUCUAUUGUGAUUAUUUCUCUCCAAAUACGGCUUACAAACCAAAGAUGUGGACAGAAGCUUGGACUGGCUGGUUUACCGAGUUUGGAGGUUCGGUACCUCACCGACCUGCUGAAGAGUUGGCAUUUUCAAUUGCAAGAUUUAUGCAAAAGGGGGAUCAUUUAUCAAUUACUACAUGAGCACAAAACGAAGGGAUAAUGACGACUCUGCAAUAGAAUCUGACAUCAAAGAAUUUUCACCUUAAGUCGCAACGCAGAGCACAAAACGAAGGGAUAAUGACGACUCCGCAAUAGAAUCUGACAUCAAAGAUGGGAUAAAUGCAAUUGUAUCAUAGUGUGCAACUAUUUGGUUGCCAUACUUUUCUUGCUUUCCCAGAAAAGUUACAAGCCUCCUAAAAGACCCUUGACAAACAAGGUUCUCAAAAUCAUAGUUUCCAGCUUGCUUUAAUGUGAGAGAUUUGUAGUAGAUAGUAUUUUUGGGAGUUGCUAGAUGGAUUUCAAGAUGAUUCCUAUGAAGUUAGUAAUUUAAGAGUUUGAAGAAAAAUUUGUAAAAUCUAUGGAAAGAGUUUCUUUUGUGGUGUUCUUGCAUGUUAUAAGGAAGAUUGACAUGUUAUAACUUAUAACUUAUGAUUCCUAUCUCUAUCAUUUUGUUUUC
Trifolium pratense (red clover) is the source of this 1337-nucleotide messenger RNA. RefSeq lists its product as uncharacterized. Gene Ontology annotation, cellular component: cell wall; vacuole. Gene Ontology annotation, biological process: carbohydrate metabolic process. The coding region runs from base 293 to 862 and encodes 189 amino acids. NCBI's taxonomy places the organism in Eukaryota, Viridiplantae, Streptophyta, Magnoliopsida, Fabales, Fabaceae. Gene Ontology annotation, molecular function: beta-galactosidase activity. The transcript is spliced from 9 exons. The record is from RefSeq and is a predicted model, not a curated record.